This is a messenger RNA of Hibiscus syriacus, 1448 nucleotides long. Its product is annotated as GATA transcription factor 5-like. Bases 159 to 1193 code for a protein of 344 amino acids. Gene Ontology annotation, cellular component: nucleus. The record is from RefSeq and is a predicted model, not a curated record. The transcript is spliced from 3 exons. Lineage: Eukaryota; Viridiplantae; Streptophyta; Magnoliopsida; Malvales; Malvaceae. Gene Ontology annotation, biological process: positive regulation of DNA-templated transcription. Gene Ontology annotation, molecular function: sequence-specific DNA binding; zinc ion binding.
AACAAUAGAAAGGGAGAAAAGUAAAAUAAAUUAAAGAGAGAGCUUCACCAAACUCAUCACCGCCCCCCUUUUAUUUAUUUUUCUUAUAAUUCCCUCUUCUCCUUUACUUUCCUUCUCCAACCCUGUCUCUCUCUAACAUCCCCUUCUCCUCCCAGGAAAUGGAAUGCGUUGAGGUAGCCUUGAAGAGCAGCUUUAGAAAGGAGAUGGCUAUGAUUUCAAGCCCCCAAGCGUUUUUGGAUGAUAUUUGGGUUGUUAAUGGACAAACUGUUGUUUCUUCCGAUGACUUCUCCGUUGACGACCUCUUUGACUUCAGUAAUGAAGAGGGUUUCCUUCAACAACAACAACAACGUGAACAUGAAGAAGAAGAAGAAGAAGAAGAAGAAGAAGAAGAACGAGUACGGGCUUCUUCUUCUUCGCCUAAGAGACAAAAGCUAAGCCAAGGCACAAUCUUUUCCAACGACAGAACUACUAAUCUCGAUUACACUUCCUUAUCCGCCAACGAACUGGCUGUCCCGGCGGAUGACGUUGAGAACCUUGAAUGGUUGUCUCAUUUCGUUGAGGAUUCCUUCUCAGAGCACUCUACGGCUUACCCCACCGGAACGUUGCUCGUGAACAAAUUGCCUGACCAGGAAAAACCGAUUACGACUUGUUUUGAAACGCCUGUUCCGGCGAAAGCCAGAAGCAAGCGUGCUCGAACCGGCGACAGAGUUUGGUCCCUUGUCGCCUCCCCUUCUCUUACAGAAUCAUCUUCGAGUUCCACGUCAUCAUCUUCCUCCUCCAGCCCUUCACCUUGGUUGCUUUGCCCAAACAGUUGUUCCGGUUCAACCUUUGAACUGUCAGAACUGGUUUCUGUGGAAAAUCCGCCGGUUAAGAAGCAUAAGAAGAGACUGUCGACCGACUCGACAGGUUGUAAUGGGACCCAAGCGACGCGUAGGUGCGGCCAUUGUGGAGUUACGAAGACGCCACAAUGGAGAGCCGGUCCAAUGGGCGCAAAGACCUUAUGUAACGCUUGUGGGGUCAGGUUUAAGUCGGGUAGGCUUUUACCCGAGUAUAGACCGGCUUGUAGCCCAACGUUUUCAAGCGAGUUGCACUCGAACCAUCACCGGAAAGUGCUGGAGAUGCGGCGCAAGAAGGAAACAUUGGGUGAGGCCGAACCCCGUCUAGCUCCUCCAGUUGUGCCAAGUUUUGGAUAGCAUUACUGCAUUAGGCAAAAACCAGAUAGAUUUUAGAGCAGUAUACUGAAUAGGAGGAUAGAGUGAGGGAAUGAACCCGGUUGAUUGUUUCCGGUUUCAAAGGCCCGAGUUAGUUAUAGGGUGGGUGGGUAGGUUUUUAGCAUAGGGAUGUAACUGAUUUAGAGAGGAGUGUAUUUAAUCUUUAUUUAAUUACCCCUCAAUUAUUUUGAAUUUCCUUUUAGAGUUUUUAUUGCAUCAAUGAAUUUUGGGUUUAAU